AUGGACACGAAGCUCCUGAAAUUCCAGAUCCUUCAUGGGUCAAUCCUCUGGCGCGUGUUCUUCCGUUCAAUCAUGCUAGCAGCUACCAUUUCAACGGUUGCUCUCUUUCGCGUUUUAUCUGACUUUGAUUUGGGAAACUUGGUUCCCAUUGCAAACAAUUUCAACUGUUUUGCAGAUUCAGAUAACCCCAGUUCGAAUUUCUUUCAGAAUCGAUUCUGGGUCAACAUGGAUCGUGAAAAAGACGUUAACUUGACUAUGAACGUUGUCACUGAGUUAAUGGGUAAGCAGUUUCUGAACUGUGAAGUGAAUACCCUUUGUGUUGGUGAAGGUUCUUCAAUGGCCGUUAAGGAAAUGAAACAAUUGGGUUUUUCAACUGUUAGUGGUGUUUACACCAACCGUUUUUUCACACUCAAUAUGAAGAGGAUUGUCUAUGAGUUGGAUUAUCAAGACUCUUCGUUUGAUUUCAUUUUGUCUAGAGAUCUUGACAAGGUUUCUGUACCUGCUUUGCUUGUACUUGAGGUUGAACGUGUUCUUAAGCCUAAUGGAAUAGGUGCACUUCUUGUUGGUGCUACGAGUUUGCAUCACAAUGAUUUGAUUAGAUCGGCGACACCGGCUUCGUCGUUGUUGAGAUCUUCUAGUGUUGUUCAUGUUGAUGCUAUUGAUGAUGGACUUAACCUUGUUAUUUUCAAGAAAAGAUAUGAAAAUGUGACAACUUUUUUUCAAUCACCGUCAACUUAA
This is a messenger RNA of Vicia faba (fava bean), 738 nucleotides long. NCBI's taxonomy places the organism in Eukaryota, Viridiplantae, Streptophyta, Magnoliopsida, Fabales, Fabaceae. The record is from the annotation of a GenBank genome assembly.